This is a messenger RNA of Physeter macrocephalus (sperm whale), 687 nucleotides long. RefSeq names its product glutamate receptor ionotropic, kainate 5-like. The annotation marks the transcript as partial. The transcript is spliced from 5 exons. The record is from RefSeq and is a predicted model, not a curated record. NCBI's taxonomy places the organism in Eukaryota, Metazoa, Chordata, Mammalia, Artiodactyla, Physeteridae.
AUGCCGGCUGAGCUGCUACUGCUGCUGACUGUUGCCUUCGCCAGCCCCAGCUGCCAGGUGCUCUCGUCACUGCGCAUGGCUGCCAUCCUGGACGACCAGACAGUGUGUGGCCGCGGUGAACGUCUGGCCCUGGCCCUGGCCCGGGAGCAGAUCAACGGGAUCAUCGAGGUCCCAGCCAAGGCCCGCGUGGAAGUAGACAUCUUUGAGCUGCAGCGGGACAGCCAGUACGAGACCACGGACACCAUGUGUCAGAUCCUGCCCAAGGGGGUCGUGUCUGUCCUGGGGCCCUCCUCCAGCCCUGCAUCGGCCUCCACCGUGAGCCAUAUCUGUGGGGAGAAGGAGAUCCCCCACGUCAAGGUGGGUCCCGAGGAGAUGCCCCGCCUUCAGUACCUUCGCUUCGCGUCUGUCAGCCUGUACCCAAGUAACGAGGACGUCAGCCUGGCGGUCUCCCGGAUCCUCAAGUCCUUCAACUACCCCUCGGCCAGCCUCAUCUGCGCCAAGGCCGAGUGCCUGCUGCGAUUGGAGGAACUGGUGCGAGGCUUCCUCAUCUCCAAGGAGACGCUGUCGGUGAGGAUGCUGGACAACAGCCGGGACCCCACGCCGUUGCUCAAGGAGAUCCGAGAUGACAAAGUGUCCACCAUCAUCAUCGACGCCAACGCAUCCAUUUCCCACCUCAUUCUCCGUAAG